Messenger RNA from Colletotrichum lupini, 210 nucleotides. RefSeq lists its product as uncharacterized. The record is from RefSeq and is a predicted model, not a curated record. Lineage: Eukaryota; Fungi; Ascomycota; Sordariomycetes; Glomerellales; Glomerellaceae. The coding region runs from base 1 to 210 and encodes 69 amino acids. The transcript has a single exon.
AUGAUAUCAUCCCAGCAUGCCUUUUUCCCCAUACCUAUCCCCGUAUUCCGUUUUGUCGUCCUUGACCUAGGAGCUCCCAAGUACGUCUCGACUCAAAGUAGGAAAGCGAUGUUCAACAUUCGAACCAAUCUAAGACAGAUGGUUGGCAGCUGGGCGGCGUGUGUUGCUAGGGAAUACGCUCUAGCUGCAUCGCUUGGUCGGCCCAUGUAG